Molecule: messenger RNA, 1454 nt
Organism: Botrytis sinoallii
Lineage: Eukaryota; Fungi; Ascomycota; Leotiomycetes; Helotiales; Sclerotiniaceae
Exons: 2
Coding region: 1-1152 (383 amino acids)
Source: RefSeq, a predicted model, not a curated record
AUGAGUGAUCCUCCAAGUUAUGACCAUGACCUACUAAAUCGGCUCAAUGCUUUGAAGAAAUCCAGUAUUCAGCUCGACGCAUCCCCUCGUCCACCACUAAAUGUUUUUGUAAAAGAGUCGACCCCCGAAGCAGACUUGUCUGAGAGACUGCGUAGCCUACGAAACGGUACACCAUCAAGAUCUGGCACCAGUGAAGCAUCCGCGCCCGCUAGCACCACAUUGCCUUCACAACAAUCCAGUUUUUACAACCAAACCACGUCAAGUGAUGCUGUUCCCCUGUUUUCAGAUGAUAUCCACGAGGAUAAAUCUUUGGACGACCUUCUAGCAGAACUGGGAUCUGGUUCUGAGUGGUUGAAUCCUGAUGAUCCGAAUGAUAUUCAAAAACUUCUUGAUGAGGCUAAGAAAGCUUUGCCAGAUCGUGAUGAUGUUGCUACAGAUGAAGAGACAUCAAAGGGUUCUUCUGAGGAGAAGACUCGGAAGACUAAUGUCUUGACUAGUGGUCUCGAUAUGUCUGUGUUUGCCAUAGAUGACGAUGAGGCUGGGGAACCUAGGAAUAACACCAAACAGAUCGAGGGCUUAGAGGACGAAUCACGUGAAGUGCAGGAUAUUGUUGCCAGGCUGUUGGAUGAGGUAAACUUAGAGAGAGGAGCCGAGGAUGAAAGCGAAGCAGAGGAUUCCCAAGGAACUAAUGCCAUGAACGCGGAUGCGGGUGGAAAAUUCUCAUCUUUCCCCAAAUACAAGCAGGAUGACGAUGCCGAACCAAAUUUUACCCUCCCAUCCGCACCCUCCACGCUCCCGGAACCGAGCAGGAAAUCGAUCGAUUUCGAAGACGAUAUUACUGCGAGAUUGGCUGCGCUGAAGGGUCUUGGUUCUACGACUGUUAACGAUCUUGGGUUACCUUCUGCACCGACUACUAAACCGGUUGCUAAAGUGGCGAAAGAGUCGAAGGGGAAAGCUGGAGGACUAAAGAAAUAUACGGAUGAGGAAAUGGAUACGUGGUGUAUUAUUUGUCAAGAUGAUGCGACGAUUCAGUGUGUGGGUUGUGAGGGAGACUUGUAUUGUGCGAGAUGUUGGAAGGAGGGACAUAUGGGGGUUGAUGCCGGGUGGGAGUUUAAGAGACAUCAGUGGCGGAAAUGGGAACGUCCUGGUUAGUUGGUUGGGGUUGGGAGAGGGAUAGAAUGAUAAAUGGGGGGUUUUCAGUUACGCUGUUGAUAUAGAUUCUUGUUUAUGAGUGAUGUGCAUCCCGCUUUUGAAUUAAAGAAGAGCUGGUAUUGCUGCCGUCAUAAGGCUGGAAUGAUAUAGAUCUCAAUUGAAAUAUCAACGAACGCAAUAUAAGCCAUCGCCCAGAAUCAUAACAUACCAAGCGGAUUAUGACAUCGUGCUGACUGAUCAAAGUCAAUACAUUUUUUGCAGCUGCAGAUAUUUACACGGAGUUGAACAGACUUAUUAUUAGG